UCACGCCUCGAAGCAUGCGCGUUUCUCUACUGGAGCUCUCGGUCGCCCCUGUCUAGGCGUGGUUGUCUAGGCGCCCCAUACGUCUCACAUCCCUCGCUUCCUACAGAGUAUAGGUGAGUACACAGAAGGAAGAUCAACUAAUAAUGGCUGUUCCCAUAGCAAUUCUUGACUGUGACCUCUUGCUCUAUGGUCCUGGCCAUAGGACACUUGAUCGCUUCAAGCUGGAGGAUGUCACUGAUGAAUAUCUGGUAUCCAUGUAUGGCUUUCCACGACAAUUCAUUUACUAUCUGGUGGAUCUCCUGGGUGCGAACCUUUCUCGUCCCACCCAGCGAUCAAGGGCCAUCAGCCCCGAGACACAAAUCCUGGCUGCAUUGGGUUUUUACACUUCUGGUUCUUUCCAGACACGCAUGGGAGAUGCCAUUGGAAUCAGUCAGGCCUCUAUGAGCCGUUGCGUUGCAAAUGUUACUGAAGCCCUGGUGGAGAGGGCCUCUCAAUUUAUUCGUUUUCCAGAGGAUGAUGCAUCACUGCAACACCUGAAAGAUGACUUCUAUGCAUUGGCAGGCAUGCCAGGAGUGUUAGGACUGGUUGAUUGUAACCACGUAGCUAUAAAGGCACCAAAUGCUGAGGACUUGUCAUAUGUGAAUCGAAAAGGCCUUCAUUCCUUAAACUGCCUAAUGGUGUGUGAUGCUAGAGGAUUCCUACUAAGUGCAGAAACACACUGGCCAGGCAGCCUGCAGGACUGCACUGUAUUGCAGCAGUCAGCCCUAAGGAACCAGUUUGAAGCUGGUAUGCAUAAGGAUGGCUGGCUACUUGGUGAUAAUUCUUUCUUUCUUUGCACUUGGCUAAUGACUCCUUUGCAUAUUCCUGAGACACCUGCAGAGUGCAGAUAUAACAUGGCUCAUUCAGCCACUCACAAUGUCAUUGAGCGGACAUUCAGGACAAUCCGGUCUCAAUUCCGUUGUCUUGAUGGGUCAAAGGGCACAUUGCAGUAUUCUCCGGAGAAAGCCAGCCACAUUAUCCUAGCUUGCUGUGUACUUCAUAACAUCUCUCUGGAACUUGGGCUCGAUGUAUGGUCUUCCCCAACAGUGGGACAGAUGGAACAGCCAGAGGAAGAAUAUGAGCAUAUGGAAUCACUUGACUCUGAAGCCUAUCAAGUUCGACAGGAAUUAUUGCUCACUCAUUUUAGCUAAUAUUUUGAAGCAUACCAUAACUAGAUUUAAGGAAGAAGCCAAAGCAAGCAUACAUUAUCUUGAUUUUUCUGAACAUUAAGCCAGAAGUGGAUAUGAGAAUAUUUAUUUGUACUAUAUGGAAAAAACAGCAUUAAACUAUCAUUUUGUAUUUGGAAUUAUUAUUUAUUUACUUAUUUAUUUAGAUUUAUACCCCACCCAUUUAGUGAAUAUACCACUACU
Pogona vitticeps (central bearded dragon) is the source of this 1409-nucleotide messenger RNA. RefSeq names its product harbinger transposase derived 1 (gene HARBI1). The record is from RefSeq and is a predicted model, not a curated record. NCBI's taxonomy places the organism in Eukaryota, Metazoa, Chordata, Lepidosauria, Squamata, Agamidae.